Molecule: messenger RNA, 1613 nt
Organism: Olea europaea var. sylvestris
Lineage: Eukaryota; Viridiplantae; Streptophyta; Magnoliopsida; Lamiales; Oleaceae
Product: extensin-like
Exons: 1
Coding region: 94-1353 (419 amino acids)
Source: RefSeq, a predicted model, not a curated record
UGUUGGGACUAUAUAUAUUUAAGAGUACGCAUCAGACAUUUCAUCAUUGUACCGAUAACAUAUCUUCGUUGGUAAAGAUAAAUUCGCAGUACAAUGUCACAACAACCUCGUCCAGCAUGGGCUCGUUUGCCUUUUAUGGCUCGAGCUGCACCUGCAGCCCCAAUUGCGCAGCCAACAACCACUCCCGCACCACCUCCAACCCAAACCCCACGGCCACGGGCACCAUUUGGUCAGCUGGGGAGGACCCCAUCUGCGGUGGCUCAGAUAAGUCAGUCUCGGGAGCCUACUCCUCCGCCUCCACCAGCUGCACCGCCAACAGCCCCUCCUGCUGCUGCACCACCUUCGCCGAUUAGAUCUCCACGGAGGUCCCCUGUUACACCACCAGUGCCUGCACCUUCUACCCCAAGAAGGUCUCCAAUUUCGGCACCCCCAACUGUAGCCCCUUCACCAAAGCCUUCGGCUCCAUCGCCACCUCGGGAGACCACUAUUUCUUCAACGACAAAAUCCCCAAUCAUCAAUACAAAGUCAAAUUCUCCUAUCCCAAAAGAACCAUUACCAACUAGCACAAAUGUUAGAGUUCCAUCUUCUCCAAUUCGCGAAUCUCCUAAAACGAAAACUCAAUCUCCAUCCUCUUCAAUGCAAGCGUCUCCAGUGCCUAAACCAGUUGUAACUGCGGCUCCAGAAUCAUCUCCAAAAACAGUCCAAGCAAUGGAAAAAACUCCAGUCCAAUCUCCUAAACCGAAGCCGGUGGCUCCCCCUCCAUCUCCAUUCACACUGCCUCCCUCUCAAUUAAAGUUAGACAGCAAGCGCGAAUCAGAGAUACCUACUAAAGUGGACCAAAAAGACGUCCUGGUUCAAGAAACCAUUGAAAAAUUUCCAAAGCUGAUGCAAUCAAAUUCCCAUAACAGUAGCAUUGCUUACAGUGGAUGGAAAGAAUCACCAAAAGCAAAAGUUCCUAACAAGAAGACAUCUGAUUCUGAAAAGUUGGGUAUGAGUAUGAUAACACUUGCAGGAGAUAACCAAGGAGCUGUAAUGGAAUUGAGUCCUUCCCGCAACAAAAAUCAUUCUAUAACCAACCCUCAAAGCCUUCACAAGAAUGGAAAUCUUGCAAAACCCGAAGGCGAAAAAUCUAGCAGCCAUGAAGAAGGAAGAUCAAACAAGGAGAAAAAUAAGAAGGCAAUGGCUAUGCAAUCACCACCAACGACAGCUUAUGUGAACAGCAACGUUCAGGGAGUAAACAAUUCCAUUUUCUUCAAUAGUUCUUUCACUCAUCAAAAUCCAGGAGUCCAUCUUUCUAUCAACAGGAAGGCUAAUGAAGGCAACGGAAUUCACUUCAAGGAUCACAAAGCAUAAUAACUAAUCACAAAGCAAAAUAAAAAAGUAAAAUCGAAAAAUGGAUGGUUUCACUUCCAUGCUUUACAGCGUAUCAGCUUUUUGUGUUUCAUUCUGAAAUAUGCCAUGUAAUAAAACUAGAUUACUGAAUGAGUUAUUGAAAUUAAAGGGCAUGUAUUCUAAUUCUCCAACUUCCAAUUCAGUUCUAGUGUUUAAUUUAGUGGAAAACAAAAGAUAUGCAUGAUUUGGGAUUUAAUAAAACUGAGAUUUAUUGAGCAAUA